UCACACACUCCUCUCAUCUGUGUGUGUGUGUGUGUUGGAGCUGUUGCUGGUCUCAUGCUCAGGGAACUGUACGGAUCAGAGUCAUGGAGGAGGUGAAGGUGGGGGGCUGCAGGGGGUCUGUCUGCCUUUUUAUAUUUGCUGUAAACUUUAAAUCAGCUGGAACUGAAUGAAUAACAUCUCCAUUAGAGGAGCGCGCGCUCUGGAGGAACCGCAGGCACGGUAGAGCUGCCCACUUUCUCUCCAGUAUGAGCAGAAGAGUCUCCAUGGUGAGUUUCGCCAUGGUUAUGGCCCUGCUUUGGUCAAUCCCCACUGACUGUCAGCUCCCAGCAGACCACAAGAAGGUUUCUCCUAGGUCAGAAUCCCAGCCGGGAGUUAAUGAUGACGUCCCUCAGGGGUCGUGGGGCUCCUGGGGCCCAUGGGGUGAAUGUUCCCGCUCCUGUGGUGGGGGGGUCCACCAGCAAACGAGGCCGUGCCUCCCAACCGUCACCCCUCUAGCUGCAGCAUACACUCCCAGACAGGCUCCUCAUGUGGGGCACCAGGAACCGGGACACGUGGAAUCAGCCUUGAGGCCCUCUGUGCCAGUGCAUCGCGGGAAUACACACCUCACCAGCCGUGGGCAGCCUAGGAAGCAGCAGAAUGAAGUACGACCUGGGCGACGGCGGAGCAGCAGCCGCAUCACUCCUGGAAUGUACGGCUACGGGAAGAUGCCGUAUGUGAUGUCCUCACAGAGCGACCAAAAUAUACACACCAACCUGCACCAGUAUCGCCCCCCAUCCGACUACAGACACCACAGCUACAGACGACAGCAGCAGCAGCAGCAGCUGAACAACAGAAAUACUCACCAAAUCACCCACCACAACUCUCACCACAACACCAACCAGCAGACCUGGGUUCCUUUAUAUCAGCCCAGCUCUGGCCUUCAGAGUCAAACCGAGCAGCAGUAUCCUACUGGCACUCAGACGUCAGGGUCCAGCCAAACGUCCACUCAGACCAGACCCUACAACCCCCUGCCAGCUUCCUCCUGCUCCGGAGAGUCCAGCCUGUACAAGAAGUGCAACACAAAUCCCUGUCCUCCAGCCAGUAAGCCUGUCAGAGACGUCCAGUGUUCCUCCCAUAACAGCCACCCGUUUAUGGGCCGACUCUACGAAUGGGAACCUUUCAAUGAGGUUCCUGAAGAUCAGCUGUGUGAGCUAAACUGCCGGGCGAUUGGGUACCGCUUCUACGUCCGGCUGUCAGAGCGGGUCAUCGAUGGGACUCCAUGUGGACAGAAUGAGACGUCCAUCUGUGUGGCUGGGAAAUGUCAGAGUCCUGGCUGUGAUGAGUUCCUGGGCUCGGGGAAGGAGAUGGAUAAGUGUGGGGUGUGUGGAGGGGAUAACACCGCCUGCAAGCUGGUCUCUGGCAUGUUCCAGCACAGCCUGUCCAAAGUGGGCUACCACAAGAUCGUGGAGAUUCCAGAGGGAGCUACCAAGAUCAACGUCACCGAGAUGGUCAAGAGCCAGAACUACCUUGCCCUGCGGAGCCGUGCUGGACGAUCCAUCAUAAACGGAAACUGGGCCAUCGACCGGCCAGGAAAGUACGAGGGAGGGGGGACCAUGUUCACAUACCGGCGGCCCAAUGAAAUCAGCAGCACAGCUGGAGAGUCCUUUCUGGCAGAGGGGCCGACCAAUGAAGUCCUGGACGUCUAUAUGAUCUACCAGCAGCCCAAUCCUGGAGUGCAUUAUGAAUACAUCCUUCCAUCAGAAAACUCAGUUUUGCAGGGCAGUGCAGAUGAUGCAGGUAACACAGUGACCAGUGAAACAGGAUAUGAUCAGUACGGUCGGACGUCUCAGGAAGGAUACGAACAAGGAGGAGGACACAGGUACCCUCCUCACACACCCGACAACCAGGUACCUGCAGCCCAGCCCCCACGCAGACAGAGAGAGCAUAACUGGAAACUUAUUGGAACAACUGACUGCAGCGCCUCCUGUGGCAGAGGUAGCAGGUAUACUGUGUUUGGCUGUGUUCACCGCAUCACUCACGACCGUGUGUCGGACACUCUGUGUGACAGCAGUACCAAGCCCAGCGCUCAGGAGGAGCCCUGCAACGUCCAGCCAUGCCCUGCAUUUUGGGAUAUUGGCGAGUGGUCAGAGUGCAGUAAGACGUGUGGCCUCGGCAUGCAGCACCGUCAGAUCCUCUGCCGCCAGGUUUACGCCAACCGCACCCUCAACGUGCAGUCCAGCCGCUGCCGCCACCUCGAGCGCCCCGAGAGUAGCGGCACCUGCCAAAUGAAGAUCUGCAGCGAGUGGCAGAUCCGCUCCGAGUGGAGCCCUUGCUCGGUGCCCUGUGGGGUGGGUCAGAGGUCGCGGGAGGUGCGCUGCGUCAGUAACGUGGGUGAUUUUGUGGAGGAUGAGGAGUGUAACAUGAAGCUUCGUCCCAGCGAUGCGGAGAACUGUGACAUGGGACCGUGUGCAAAGAGCUGGUUCCACACAGACUGGGCCAACAGAUGCUCUGCAGAGUGUGGGAUGGGUGUACGGAGUCGUAGUGUGGUUUGUCUUAUUAACCACAUCAGCAGUCUGCCUCUAGAAGGCUGUGGGUCAGAGCGCCCCCCAGAGGUUCAGGCCUGCAACAACAGGCCCUGUGAGAGCCGCACUGAGUGGUUCACUGGGCCGUGGGGUCAGUGCUCUGCAGAGUGUGGAACAGGCAGCCAGCAGAGGGCUGUAGUGUGUCUGAUGAAGUCGGAUGAAGGAUAUAAUGUGAUGCCUCCGUAUGAAUGCUCUUCCUUGGACAAGCCCCUCGGUCAGCAGAGCUGCCACAUGAAAGCCUGUGGAGCCAAGUGGUACUACACGUCCUGGAGUGCAUGCUCAAAGACGUGUGAGGGGGGGUUCCGUGUACGAGAAGUGCGCUGUCUCUCUGAUGAAAUGACGCCGAGUGAGGGAUGUGAAGAAGGACUGAAACCAGAGGAGAAAGAAGAGUGUAACACUCAGCCGUGUGUUCCACAAAUAGAUGAAAACUGUCGAGAUAAGUACUUCAACUGUAACGUGGUGGGCCAGGCGCGCCUGUGUGUGUAUAACUACUACAAGAUGGCGUGCUGUGCCUCCUGCACACGCGUGGCACAGCGACAGUCAGCAUCCAGAAGCUACAGAUAGGACUGAGCCUCUGGGAGCUUCACCCACCUCCAGCCUGCCACUAGAGGGUGCCAUGAGCAGAGAAACAGCAUCACUCCGAGAGAAGCAGCUUUGGGGGCUGUCAAACAAACAAUGGGGUCACGAGGAGAAAAUAAUUUUGACGCAGCUUUAUGGGAACUGAAAAAGUUGGAUAACGCUGUGAAGGAACUUUCUAGAGGACUCGUUUUUGGCCGAGGGUUCUGACCUGGGACUUCAGAAGCAGAGCGUCUUGGAUUUUGAUUCUCCUGGAUUUAACUAACUGUAGUCGGUCAUGGGACACUUGUGUAAGAGUGAUGACCACAGUGACUCAAAGUGGCCCAUCGGGGUCAUUAAACGGUGCUUUUUUAUUAUUAACUCAAGGUGAAGAAUCUGAGAGAUUAUUACAGAAUUUCACAGAACAUGUGUGUGUGUGUGUGUAUAUAGUGAUCUACAAAUGCAAACCCAGCAAAUCAACAGCAUUCAUACCUGAAAAUAUAAUUCACUGAUUAAAUACAACAGAAAAAACUACAGAAAAGCUGCCAAACCUUUUUUUUCAGGCAUUCUGCUAAUAAGCUCUGACGAAUCUGAUUUUUUUACUUCAGGUUCUUAAGUUAUGAUACUUACUUAAGAUACUUACAUACCCAGCCCAGUUAUUGGUAAUCAAAUGUUUAACCCAUUCAUUCAUCCAUCCGUCUAAUCAGCUUCUUCCUGAUACAGAACCUAACCUGAAAUUAUUGGGUGCAAAUUAGAAAUACCAUCUGAAAGGUGCUUCAUUCAAUCACAUGGUGCCACACAUAUACAAUCACUCACAAUUUUAAACCUAGUGCUCAUUUUAAAUCUUUUAGAAGCUGUACAAAACUACUGUGACAAAAACACCCAAACUCAUAAUAUUAUAAUGAAAUUAUAUAAAAAUUAAGCUUUUUAAACAAUUUCUGAAAAUUAAAUUAAUCAGUUGAUCCAACUAGUCAAAAACAGACUUAUUCAGUUGAAAUUAUAAAUUAAAAUGUUUUUAUAUUAAUUUUUCACAAUAACCAUUUUUACAAAUGAUGACAGAAUAAUUCCACAUUAGUGAUCUUUAUUGCAUUCAACCCACAGCCACACUCAGCGCAUCAAAAUAAGCUGUAAUCUGUCCUACAGCCUUCAACACUAUCUAACCAUAUAGGGGAUGGUAGUAUGGGAAGAACACUACACAGUAAUGGUGAAUAAAGGGAAAAGACACACCCAGUACUAAAAUACUAUCUAAUAUCAAGGUCACACUGCUCAAAAAGUGUACCCAAAAUUAGUUCUGGGCACAGCCCUGUCAGAUCAUACUAAAUCUAUAAAUAUAACAUAAUUCUAUGUGCAAAUUAAUUAGAUUGUGUGUGCAAAAAAGUAUUAAAAAACACUAGAUUCAUUGGGUUUCAUACCAGCAUAUUUUCUCUUUAUGUUAGACCAACAGCUUCUCAAAACCGUUUUCUUUAGUGCAGACACAUAGAGAACACACACCACAUACCCCCACAGACAGUGACUGAAGCAGUGAUCGAACCCGCAUAAAAAAAACGUAGUGUACACGGGACAUAAAAAAAAAAAACGUAUAAGCUUCCAAGUCUACACUCUAAAAAAUAAGGUGAAAUAUGUGAUUUAAACCAAAUUUUAGUUAUACUACACGUGUCAAAGCUCUUUCUACAAUGUUGGUUUAUAAAGCUUUCCUAUAAGGCUCCUGGUACCAUAUAUUUGCAUAUUGGGUGUGGCCUCUCCCUUACUUACCAUCUUUGUGUUCUAUGUUGCUCAAAACUACCUUAUCUUAGACAUGCGUGAGACAUUGGUGAGAUGUGUUUCUUAAUUGCCAAUUCUCUAUGUUGUAGGACUGUGGUUGUUUUCUAGCUUUGGCUCAGCUAAACCUGAAUUUCAAGUUUUUUAUAUAUUUACCAGUUAUUCAAGUCAAAAUAAUAAGUGAAUUAAGUUUAACCUUUUUUAUAGUCAUCUGUUGUUUAUCAUGAAACUACAGGUGCCAUGCUAAUACUCCUAAAUUCACUACGGUUCCCACAAUACCAUUCAGUUCCAAUAUCUCACAACUUCUUAAAUUUAGUAUUUGUGCAUACUUUGUAUUUUCUAUGCAACAGCAUGCACUGAACCUGGUCUGUUACACUAUUUUACUCUUCAGUGUUUUUCAAUUUCAUAUUUUUACCAAAGGGGUUGCCAAAUCCUCAGAUUUUACACAGAAUGGAUUUAAUAUAAAAAUAAAAAUAAAAGUUUUUUUUUUUUAAAUCAGUAAUACUAAUGAUACUGCAUACUGUGUUUCUUAUCUACAUUGAACAUCCAUUCUAAAACAAGUCUUAUUAAAAACUGAUAUACCAAAAUAAUCCAGAUAAUGAUGAUACUUUUAGUGUGGAUUAAAUAGAUCUUUAUUUCCAGGUUAUGUUUUAUUUGUACAUUAAUUCCAGUUACUUUUUUUUUUAAAGUAUAUACAAUGUACAGGGUCAUUCUUAUACCCUCAUAAUGUCAAAGAAGCCCCUAAGAAUUAGAAAACUAGGAAGCAGAUUUUACUAUUUUUUUUUUUUUUUGUAUCUCAGGAACAGAGUCUGAUUUUCAGGUUCAUAUACAAGCAUUUCUUUUACAGACAGACGAGCAGCUGAGCAGAAAGCUAGUAUUCAGAUCUGUACCGGCCUUAUAGCAGCUAUAACAUAAAGCCUUUAUGACUAUUCAGCUUCUUUAUCAUAACGAUAGCUGAGAUUUAGAACAGAUGUACUGUACCUGUUUAUAAGGAGAAAGUCAACAUAGGAGAACUGAGGUUUUGCAGCUGUAUUGUAUGUAUAAGCACAUAGACUGACAGCUAUACAGUGUAUAAACAUAACCACUAAUUUAUAUUUCUGUAUGUUUUGUUUAAUUCAGUGAUAUUUAUAUGGUGAAGCUAUUCAGACAUGUUUACAGUUGUAAUGGUUUGUUUAUCACAACACUCAGCCUCAUCAUAAUCCAUUCAGAGAAUGUGUUACUGUUUUAUAGAACCGAUUAAAGCCUUACGAUUGAAAAAUCAA
Messenger RNA from Astyanax mexicanus (Mexican tetra), 6136 nucleotides. Its product is annotated as thrombospondin type-1 domain-containing protein 4. The record is from RefSeq and is a predicted model, not a curated record. Gene Ontology annotation, biological process: extracellular matrix organization. The transcript is spliced from 18 exons. Lineage: Eukaryota; Metazoa; Chordata; Actinopteri; Characiformes; Acestrorhamphidae. Gene Ontology annotation, cellular component: extracellular matrix. The coding region runs from base 246 to 3125 and encodes 959 amino acids. Gene Ontology annotation, molecular function: metalloendopeptidase activity.